AUGGCAGCCAAUGGCGUACUAGUUGGACCAUGGGGAGGUAAGGGUGGAGUUAAUCCCUGGAUAUUCAUCCCCAACGGUAGAAUUUCACAAAUUUGUGUCAGCGCCUCUGGGUGUAUAGAUUCUAUCAGGUUCACUUACAUAGAUCAUCAAGGAGUCCAAAAACACUCGGAAAGAUAUGGAGGUGAUGGUGGGUUAGCUCAAACGGUUACAUUUAUUGACGAUGAGCACUUCAUCGGGAUUACCGGAACUGUGGGAGUAUACGAAGGCUACACUGUGAUUACGUCAUUGUCUUUCCUUACAAACAUAAAGAACUAUGGGCCAUAUGGUACAAACCAAGGGACUAGUUUCUCUCUCCCUGUCACUAAGGGUAGCUUUGUUGGAUUAAGCGGAAACUAUGGAGCAUAUAUCGACUCUUUCAGUGUCAUUCUUCAAUCAUCUUCUGUUGGGAACAUAUUCAGCACAAACAUGGCAAGCAAUAAAAUACAUGUCGGACCAUGGGGUGGUAAGGGUGGAGUUAAGCCCUGGACAUUCAUCCCCAACGGUAGAAUUUCAAAAAUUUGUAUCAGCGCCUCUGGGUGUGUAGAUUCUAUCAGGUUCACUUACAUAGAUCAUCAAGGAGUGCAAAAACAAUCGGAAAGAUAUGGAGGUGAUGGUGGUUCAGCUCAUACACUUACACUUGUUGAUGAUGAGCACUUCAUUGGGAUUACGGGGACUGUGGGAGUAUAUGAGCGCUACACAGUGAUUACAUCAUUGUCUUUCCUUACAAACAGAAAGAACUAUGGGCCAUAUGGCACAAACCAAGGGACUAGUUUCUCGCUGCCUGUUGCUAUUGUGUCAUUCUUCAAUCUACUUCCCUUGAGAAACACAUUUAGCUCAAACACGGCAAGCAAUAGAAUACAUGUUGGACCAUGGGGAGGUAACGGUGGAGUCAAACCUUGGACAUUCAUCCCUAAUGGUAGGAUUUCCCAAAUCCGUAUCAGUGCUUUUGGGUGUGUUGAUUCCAUCAGGUUCACCUAUAUAGAUCAUCAAGGUGUCCAAAAAUACUCGGAAAGAUAUGGAGGUGACGGUGGUUCACUUUAUAAGGUUACAUUUGUUGACGAUGAGCACCUCAGCGGGAUUACUGGAACCGUGGGAAUAUAUGAACGUUACACUGUGAUUACGUCAUUGUCUUUCCUCACCAACAAAAAGAACUAUGGGCCAUACGGCACAAACCAAGGGACUAGCUUCUCAUUGCCGGUCGCUAAGGGUAGCUUUAGUGGAUUCAGCGGAAACUAUGGCGCAUACAUCGACACUUUCAGCGUCAUUCUUCAAUCAUCUUCCCUUCAGAAAAUAUUCAGCACAAACAUGGCAAGUAACGGAAUACAUGUCGGACCAUGGGGAGGUAACGGUAGAGUGAAGCCUUGGACAUUCAUCCCUAAUGGUAGGAUUUCCAAAAUUUGUAUCAAUGCCUCUGGGUGUGUAGAUUCUAUCACGUUCACCUACAUAGAUGAUCAAGGUGUGCAAAAACAAUCGGAAAGAUAUGGAGGUGAUGGUGGUUCACCUCAUACGGUUACAUUUGUUGACGAUGAGCACUUCAUCGGGAUUUCCGGAACUGUAGGAGUAUAUGAACACUACACUGUGAUUACUUCACUGUCUUUCGUUACUAACAAAAAGAACUAUGGGCCAUACGGCACAAACCAAGGGACUGGUUUCUCGUUGCCGGUCGCUAAAGGUAGCUUUGGUGGAUUUAAAGGAAACUAUGGAGCAUAUAUCGACUCUUUCAGCGUCAUUCUUCAAUCAUCUUCCCCUGAGAACAUAUUCAAAUCAAAUAUGGUAAGCAAUGAAAUACAUGUUGGACCAUGGGGAGGUAACGGUGGAGUUAAACCUUGGACAUUUAUCCCUAAUGGUAGGAUUUUCCAGAUCCGUAUCAACGCAUCUGGGUGUGUAGAUUCUAUUAGGUUCACCUACAUAGAUCAUCAAGGUGUCAAAAAACACUCGGAAAGAUAUGGAGGUGAUGGAGGUUCAUCUCAUAUGGUUACAUUUGUUGAUGAUGAGCACUUUAUCGGGAUUACCGGAACUGUGGGAGUAUAUGAAGGCUACACGGUGAUUAGAUCAAUGUCUUUCCUUACCAACAAAAAGAAGUAUGGGCCAUACGGCACAAACCAAGGGACUAGUUUCUCGUUGCCGGUUGCUAAGGGUAGCUUUAGUGGAUUUAGCGGAAACUAUGGGGCAUACAUCGACUCUUUUAGUGUCAUUCUUCAAUCUUCUUCCUUUGGGAAAAUAUUCACCUCAAACAUGGAGAGCAAUAGAAUACAUGUUGGACCAUGGGGAGGUAACGGUGGAAUUAAGCCCUGGACAUUCAUCCCAAACGGUAGGAUUUCCCAGAUCCGUAUCAGUGCCUCUGGGUGUGUAGAUUCUAUCAAGUUCAUUUACAUAGAUAAUCAAGGUGUCCAAAAAUAUUCAGAAAGAUACGGAGGUGAUGGUGGCUCAACUCAUAUUGUUACAUUUGUUGACGAUGAGCACUUCAUCGGUAUUACCGGAACUAUAGGAGUAUAUGAACGCUACACUGUGAUUACGUCAUUGUCGUUCCUUACCAACAAAAAAAAUUAUGGGCCAUACGGUACAAACAAAGGGACUAGUUUCUCGCUGCCGGUCGCUAAGGGUUGCUUUGGUGGAUUCAGCGGAAACUAUGGAGCAUACAUCGAUUCUUUCAGUGUCAUUCUUCAAUCAUCUUCCACUGAGAACAUAUUCAAAUCAAACAUGGUAAGCAAUGAAAUACGUGUUGGACCAUGGGGAGGUAACGGUGGAGUUAAGCCCUGGACAUUUAUCCCCAAUGGUAGGAUUUUCCAGAUCUGUAUCAACGCCUCUGGUUGUGUAGAUUCUAUUAGGUUCACCUACAUAGAUCAUCAAGGUGUCCAAAAGCACUCGGAAAGAUAUGGAGGUGAUGGAGGUUCAUCUCAUAUGGUUACAUUUGUUAACGACGAGCACAUCGUCGGGAUUACCGGAACUGUGGGAGUAUAUGACGGCUACACUGUGAUUACGUCAAUGUCUUUCAUUACCAACAAAAAUAACUAUGGGCCAUACGGCACAAACCAAGGGACUAGUUUCUCUUUGCCGGUCUCAAAGGGUAGCUUUUGUGGAUUUAGCGGAAACUAUGGGGCCUACAUCGACUCUUUUAGUGUUAUUCUUCAAUCCUCUUCCUUUGGGAACAUGUUCACCUCAAACAUGGAGAGCAAUAGAAUACAUGUUGGACCAUGGGGAGGUAACGGUGGAGUUAAUCCAUGGACAUUCAUCCCGAAUGGUAGGAUUUCCCAGAUCCGUAUCAGCGGCUCUGGUUGUGUAGAUUCUAUCAGGUUCGCUUACAUAGAUAAUCAAGGUGUCCAAAAAUAUUCAGAAAAAUACGGCGGUGAUGGUGGCUCAACUCAUAUUGUUACAUUUGUUGACGAUGAGCACUUUAUCGGGAUUACUGGAACUAUAGGAGUGUAUGAACGCUACACUGUGAUUACGUCAUUGUUGUUCCUUACCAACAAAAAAAAUUAUGGGUCAUUCUUCAAUCUAUUUCCCUUGGGAACAUAUUCAACUCAAACAUGGCAAGCAAUGGAAUACAAGUUGGACCUUGGGGAGGUAACGGCGGUGUUAAUCCCUGGACAUUCAUCCCCAAUGGUAGGAUUUCCCAGAUCCGUAUCAGUGCCUCUGGUUGUGUAG
Molecule: messenger RNA, 3684 nt
Organism: Lactuca saligna
Lineage: Eukaryota; Viridiplantae; Streptophyta; Magnoliopsida; Asterales; Asteraceae
Source: the annotation of a GenBank genome assembly